Mya arenaria is the source of this 1882-nucleotide messenger RNA. Its product is annotated as monocarboxylate transporter 12-like. NCBI's taxonomy places the organism in Eukaryota, Metazoa, Mollusca, Bivalvia, Myida, Myidae. Gene Ontology annotation, molecular function: monocarboxylic acid transmembrane transporter activity. Gene Ontology annotation, biological process: monocarboxylic acid transport; transmembrane transport. The record is from RefSeq and is a predicted model, not a curated record. Bases 1 to 1638 code for a protein of 545 amino acids. The transcript is spliced from 4 exons.
AUGGCAAACGCCAUGGGACUGCUGUUAGGUCCGGUGUCGAGUGCCUUGAGUUCUCGGUUCUCCUGCCGGACGAUGGUGGUCGUCGGCGGCGUUUUGACGGCGGCCGGCUGGGCACUGACUGGUCUUAUGCCGAGACUGGAAUAUAUGUUUCUUACAUACGGCUUACUAGCUGGUAUCGGUAAGUCGUUGGCGUACACGCCGUCCAUCGUUAUCCUUGGGCAGUGGUUCCGCAGGCGGCAUUCCCUCGCCACGGGUAUCGCGGUCGCCGGCGCCGGUAUUGGCACCUUCGCGUUUGCACCGGUCCUUGAGAUGCUCUUCAAACAUGUUGAGUUUAAAUACACAAUGUUUAUAAUGGCGGGUGUAAUGGUGAAUAUCAGUAUUUGUGGGUUGUUCUUCAGAGAUGUGCCUAAUGACAAGAGUGCGUUCACAAUUGAUGAGGAUAAGGAAAGGGCAAAUGAUAUAUAUUUCAUUGAAACUGUUACAAAUGAACAGAGUAGAACUGAGAGUGAUUAUUGUGAUGAACAAGACAUGCAGACAAAGAACGCAAAUGAACAAAGUCGAAAUGAGAGUGAUAGUUGUGAUGAACAAGACAAGCAGAGAAAGAUCACAAAUGAACAAUGUCAAAACGAGAGUGAUUAUUGUGAUGAACAAGACAUGCAGGGGAAAACCAGAAAUGAACAAUGUCGAAAUGAGAGUGACUAUUGUGAUGAACAAGAAAAGCAGAGAAAGAUCACAGAUGAACAAGGUCGAAAUGAGAGUGACUUUUGUGAUGAACAAGACAAGCAGAGAAAGAUCACAAAUGAACAAUGUCGAAAUGAGAGUGACUUUUGUGAUGAAGAAGACAUGCAGGGAAAGAACGCAAAUGACACCCGCUACGAACAAACCUCUGGAAAGUCAACAUUCGUACAGAAGGGGUUCCGCGAAUAUUUGGACUACACCCUGUUGAAGAGACCACUGUUUCUUUGCUUCGGCGUAUCCGUCAUGUUGGCGACAUGCGGCCAUUCCCCCGCCACCGUAAUGCUCCCGCCUCUAGCCAUAGAGCAUCAUGUGACUCCACAAAGGGCCGCAUUUCUUCUCUCAAUUACCGGAAUAGCCGACAUUGUAGGGCGGCUCGCUUUUGGUUUCCUCUGUGAUAUCGAUAUACUGCGAAAUAAUAGGAAAUAUCUUUACAUGGCAUCUAUAUUCAUCAGCGGUAUUGCAAAUAUAACUUGCGGGUUUUCCACCCAGUACUGGCAAUUCGCAACCUACUCUGUGAUAUUUGGGCUCUUCGCGGGUUCCUACAACGCCCUCACUCCCGUGAUUCUGGUAGACCUGCUGGGGAGUGGCAAAUUAGCCAGUUCAUUCGGCCUAGCCCUCCUUUUCCAGGGGACGGGUUUUCUGCUCGGACCGCCAAUGGCAGGUUUGUGUAACAACGCGUUAGGAAACUAUCAAUCAGCAUUUCAUUUUGCGGGCAUUUCCAUGCUUGCAAGUUCAUUUGUGAUGGGAUUUUCUACAUGCUUUGACUGUAAAAGAAUGAAGAAACAUACAAAAGAUGUGGAAAUAUUUUCCGAACCUUCUGGCAAUGUUCAACUUGUCGGAGUAUUCAAUGUUGGUUUUACAGCAGUUGUUGAUGAGAACAGUUCAAAGGUCAACCAGUAAUUCCAAAGUUCUUAUAAACUGUAUAACUAUAUUUUGUUCACAUGCAUUUUAAUCGCAGUUAAGGAGGAUGUAAGUAAAAUCGAAACCUGUUUAGUAGAACAAGAAAUGAAAUUAACUAUAGGUCGUGAUUUAUACGAUUGUAUGCACUUUAGGUUACUAGUGUAUUGUUGGAAUGUUUUAAUGAUCAUCAUUCAACACAAAUUGAAAUUGAACAUAAGAACCAAUAUGAAUUUUAAAAAUACUG